Molecule: messenger RNA, 1254 nt
Organism: Penicillium arizonense
Lineage: Eukaryota; Fungi; Ascomycota; Eurotiomycetes; Eurotiales; Aspergillaceae
Product: glycosylphosphatidylinositol-alpha 1,4 mannosyltransferase I
Exons: 4
Coding region: 1-1254 (417 amino acids)
Biological process (GO): GPI anchor biosynthetic process
Cellular component (GO): glycosylphosphatidylinositol-mannosyltransferase I complex; membrane
Molecular function (GO): alpha-1,4-mannosyltransferase activity; GPI mannosyltransferase activity
Source: RefSeq, a predicted model, not a curated record
AUGUCUCUAUUCAGCUCGCCAACGCGGGUCUUCCUCGCCGCCACGGCUCUUCGCCUCAUCCUCCUCGUCUACGGUGGUUGGCAGGAUGCCCAUUCCGCCGUGAAGUACACCGACAUCGAUUACAUGGUUUUCACUGAUGCUGCGCGCUAUGUUUCAAAGGGCCAGUCGCCUUAUGCUCGUGACACGUACCGCUAUACGCCGCUCUUGGCGUGGAUGCUUGUUCCUACGGCGUGGGAGGGUCCUGCGCCUUGGUCCACGUUGACUUUUGCCUUUGGUAAGGCGCUUUUUGCUUUGUCGGAUGUUCUGGCUGGGUGGCUUGUUGUUCAAUUGCUUGUUCGCCGCUUCCGCUUCCCUGUUGAGAGGGCGCUGCGUUAUGUUGCUGCUGUUUGGUUGUGGAAUCCUAUGGUUGCCAAUAUCAGUACGCGUGGUAGCUCUGAGGGGUUGCUUGGUGUGCUUGUUGCUGCGUUGCUUUGGGCGACUUUGACGAGGAAGCCCGUUGUGGCCGGUCUGAUCUUGGGCCUUGCUGUUCAUUUCAAGAUUUAUCCUUUCAUCUAUGGUGUUUCCAUAUUGUGGUGGUGGGAUGCUGAGCGCGACGGGGCUCAGUCUGCCGGGUCAUCUGCCGGGUCAGGUCUCGUAGCGCGGAUUAUUGGAUUCAUCACGCCGUCUCGUGUGAAGCUCACGCUUGCGGCACUGGUGAGCUUUGUGGCCUUGAACUUGGUCAUGUAUCUUCAGUAUGGCACGCCAUUUCUGCAGCAUACUUUCUUCCACCAUCUGACUCGCAUCGACCACCGCCACAACUUCUCUCCCUAUAGCACCUUGCUAUACCUGUCUGCAGCGGGUGGAGCGGAGACUCACUUUGAGGCCUUGGCAUUCCUCCCACAGCUGGUCCUUGUGGUCAUUGCCCUGCCGCUUGUCUUGGCAAAGAAGAGCUUGACUACUGCGAUGCUUGCGCAGACUUUCACAUUUGUUACUUUCAACAAAGUGUGUACUAGCCAAUAUUUCCUUUGGUACCUCAUUCUGCUACCAUUCUACCUCCCUUCUUCCUCGCUUGUCCGCAGGCCAACCCUGGGUAUCUCAGCUGCUCUACUAUGGGUCAUUGGGCAGGCUCUCUGGCUAUCGCAAGGGUACAACCUUGAAUUCCUAGGUCUCCCCUCAUUCGUGCCUGGACUGUUCCUCGCAGGGCUGUUCUUCUUUGCUGUGAAUGUCUGGAUCUUGGGUAUCAUCGUCCGAGACGGGGGAGAUGGUGCAGAUUAG